UAAAAAAAAUCAUACAUUUCCAUAUUCAAUUCCUUAAUUCUCUCUUCCCUAUGAAUACCACACAAGAUAGUAGUUGUGCUAAUAUCUUGGACAGCAGUGUGAACCACCCAUUGGCCAGUUGGUCCAUUUAUUCACAAUUUAAACAGGCACAAAAUGGUUACUGGAAACGGGUUAUGGACGAAGAUAUCAAAUCAAAGGUUGUGGAUAUCAUAGGCAGCAAUGCUAACACCAUGUAUAUAACUACGCGCCGUAGAUUGGGCAUUAAGUGGCAAUAUUUGGUGUUGCUUAUUAAGAAUCUGCAUCAACGUUUUGCCUUUGAAGUAAAGUUCAUCGAUGACCAUCAUUUCUUGCGUUGCUUUCGUUUUUCGAAUUUUGAAAACCAUGCUUCAGUGCAACCCCAUUGUGCCUGCAUGCCCUUGGCCAUGUCACACGGUUGGAUUCGACUUCAUUUGGAUUUGGCCGAUUUUACAAAUCGUAUCUAUGGUACCAACUAUGUCGAGACUCUUGGCUUGCAGAUUUAUGCAAAUGUACGCAUAAGACGAAUUUAUUUUACCCAUCAACCUUGCAAGGAAUCAGAGUUACCCCCAGAAUAUUGUCUCUUAAAGAAGCCAAAGACCAAUGGGGUUGAAAGACCAGAGCAAAAAACUGAUGGUGAUGAAAUAGCCAAUGAGGAAACAGAAAAGGGGGAGUAAAAUUUGAAUAGUGGCUAUGAAAACUUUUUAAUAAGAUUUUUAUUUUAUAAAUAGAUUUUUAUAAUUUA
Molecule: messenger RNA, 760 nt
Organism: Stomoxys calcitrans (stable fly)
Lineage: Eukaryota; Metazoa; Arthropoda; Insecta; Diptera; Muscidae
Product: cilia- and flagella-associated protein 20-like
Exons: 3
Coding region: 51-692 (213 amino acids)
Biological process (GO): regulation of cilium beat frequency involved in ciliary motility; positive regulation of cell motility; cilium assembly
Cellular component (GO): motile cilium; ciliary basal body
Source: RefSeq, a predicted model, not a curated record